UUGCCUUUUAAGUGAGUCACUUGUUCAAAAACAAAAGCCACAUUCAUAAUUUCACACACACACACAAAAAACAAUGUCAGAAAUCAUGCAAAUACAUCAUGAAGAUCCACCCCAACAACACCAUUCACAACGCAAUUUCCCUAACAAACCAACCCAACAACAUCAACAACAAGAUCCUCAUCAAUAUCGCAUGCACCAAAAAGGUACAUUUCCUCGUUACAAAGCACCAAAUGCUCCAAAACGUGAACAUUGCAUAUGCAUCACAAUCUUCUUCCUCAUACUUGGCAUCAUAAUCUUAAUCUUAUGGCUUGCUUACCAUCCCUCAAAACCUCACAUCACAAUAACAAGUGCUUCAAUCUAUGGCCUCAAUGCAACUUCACCACCAUUCAUAUCAAUCACAAUGCAAUUCACAAUCUUCAUAAAAAACCAAAACAAACAUGUCUCUAUUUACUUCGACCGUCUUUCAACAUACGUGUCGUAUAGAAACCAACCCAUUACGCCGCGUGUUAUGCUUCCGUCGCUUUACUUGGAGAAGCGGGGAACCGUGUCGUUGUCACCGGAGAUAGGAGGCGUGCCGGUGGCGGUUUCGAUUGAUGUGUUGAAUGGUUUUGGUGUGGAUGAGAAUUAUGGAGUUGUGGGUGUGAAAUUGAUAUUGGAAGGGAGGUUGAGGUGGAAAAGUGGUGAGAUAAAAUCAGCACAUUAUGGAUUGUAUAGUAAGUGUGAUUUAUUGUUGGGUUUGAAGAAAGGUGUUAUAGGUCAGAUUCCUCUGCUUGGGACUCCGGUAUGUGUUGUGGAUACAUGAAAUUGCGGUUAAAGUUACACUACAAAUUCAAUUAUAGUUGCAAUGGCGUUAUAAUUGUUGUUGGGAAAUGCAAUUUAAAAUCAUGAUUACUUUUUUGUGUAUGUUUUAUAUAUUAAUGUGUGCAUCUUAGUCUUUUUA
This is a messenger RNA of Cicer arietinum (chickpea), 940 nucleotides long. RefSeq names its product NDR1/HIN1-like protein 12. Gene Ontology annotation, biological process: defense response to other organism. The record is from RefSeq and is a predicted model, not a curated record. NCBI's taxonomy places the organism in Eukaryota, Viridiplantae, Streptophyta, Magnoliopsida, Fabales, Fabaceae. Gene Ontology annotation, cellular component: plasma membrane; plasmodesma.